AUGAUCUUUCAGUCCUUCUCUGCCGCAUUCCAAUCGGGUGACCUUGCUCCUGUUUUGGCUCAGUUCAAGCUGGGUGCCAAAGCAGAUGAAGCCGCUCGUCAUGGAGAUUUAGUCGCGUUCUCUCACGCCUUGCAAGCGAAUGCGGGAUCCAGUUCCUCAAAAUCAGAUGUCGCGACCAAGAAGGAUGAGAACAAAAGCAAAAAACCCAAUGAUGAUUCCUCGCCGGACAAAAAGGACGGUGCUGGGACAGCAAUGGAAACGGAUUAA
Echinostoma caproni is the source of this 267-nucleotide messenger RNA. Lineage: Eukaryota; Metazoa; Platyhelminthes; Trematoda; Plagiorchiida; Echinostomatidae. The record is from the annotation of a GenBank genome assembly.